Messenger RNA from Xenopus tropicalis (tropical clawed frog), 1747 nucleotides. Its product is annotated as gastrula zinc finger protein XlCGF26.1-like. NCBI's taxonomy places the organism in Eukaryota, Metazoa, Chordata, Amphibia, Anura, Pipidae. The transcript has 3 exons. Bases 254 to 1657 code for a protein of 467 amino acids. Gene Ontology annotation, cellular component: nucleus. The record is from RefSeq and is a predicted model, not a curated record.
UUUAUCCUCAUUACUCCCCAUGGCUAAGGGCAGAAGGGGGGAGUAGUAUAAAGAGUUGGGGAAUAUCUCCAAGGAGCAGAUUUCUGGGGAGAGUCUCUGCUGAGGACGUACCAGGGGGAAGAGAAGAAGAGCCGGACAGGAAGGAAUUCUUACCCAGACACAGGUUCCCGGGGGGUCGGACUGGAGAGAAUAAGGAUUUACCCAGAGGGAGAUUUUCCCAAUCCCAGAGACCAGCAGGAUACAAGAGAAAAUAAUGCUGCUUCAUAUCAGGAAUUGGCCUGAGAAAGAGCAGCAGAACCUCAGUGCUGGGAGAUAUUGUUUAGUUCCAUAUGGAUCUGACAUGUCCAGGAUGAAGAAGAUCAUAGAAGUUGGAAGGGAAAGUAAAAAUGUUCAGGGGAACCUCAGCCGAACCCAAACUCCCAAUGAAUCUGUCAGAACCCCCAACCAGAAUGAUAGGUUCCAGGUAUCUCAGGAACAUUGUGUUGAUGGAACCUCUUCUGCUCUACAAAUACAAAAGCUCCAUAAUACUACUAAUAUACAGGAUAUCAGAAGGCCCAAUAUUUCCAAACUUAAAAAGGCGAAGUCCUCUGUAAAAUCACACAUUGCCAAGAUGUGUCACCAAGGCACAAAAAUGCAUAUUUCCUCUAAAGCCCACAGUGCCGUGAAACCUUUUAUCUGCCCAAAAUGUGAGAGGAGAUUUUGUGACAUCCGGAACCUUCUCACCCACCAGAGAAUCCACACGGGGAGGAGCUUUGUCUGCUCUAAAUGUGGGAAAUGUUUCUCUCACAGAAAGAUCCUCAUUGCUCAUAAAUGGGUUCAUACUGGGAGGAAACCAUUCACCUGCACUGAAUGUAAUAAGGGCUUCUUAUGGAACAGGGACCUUCAGGAACAUAAAAAGAGCCAUAAAAGAAGAAAAAAUAGCAGCUAUCUCUUGGCUCACACGGGAAAGAGACUGAAAGAAGUUAGUACUGACUCUUGUAAAAGAGAGAAGGUGUUUUACUGCAGAGAGUGUGGUAAAAGCUUCAGGCAAAAGUCUAGGCUUGAGAUCCACAUUCAGUGCCACACAGGCGAGAAGCCAUUUGUCUGUGUUCAUUGUGGGAAAGGCUUCAGAGAUAAGUAUAAACUCAGUCUGCAUCUAAGGAUUCACACAGGAGAGAAACCAUUUGUCUGCACUGAGUGUGGGAAAGGCUUCAGGAAAAAGUGUGAUCUCAAAUCUCACCUUCAUAUUCACACCGGAGUGAACCCAUUUGUCUGCACUGAGUGUGGGAAAUGUUUCAGGGAUAAAAGCGAACUGAACAUUCAUAUUAACGUACACACAGGAAAGACUUUCCCCUGUACGGAGUGUGGCAAAUCCUUUGCAGCAAAGAACAAUCUGAAAAGGCACCAAAUGGUUCACACUGGGGAGAAACCACACGAGUGCACAGAGUGUGGGAAACGAUUCAUGGAGAAAAGUAAACUAGAGAGACAUUAUCUAAAUCAUACUGGAGUGAAACCAUUCAGCUGCUGUGAGUGUGGAGAACAGUUCAAAUGGAAACACCAGCUCCAGUAUCACCAACUGAGUCACACAGGGGAGAAACCAUUUGUGUGCCCUGAGUGUGGGAAACCAUAUAAGAGCUACAGUGCACUGAGGUACCACCUCCAGACUCACAUUAGAUGAUAGUAUCUUGCUAGUAUCCCACAUCUCAACGUUCCUGAGCUAUCCCUCAUCUCAACGUUCCUGAGCUAUCCCUCAUCUCAACGUUCCUGA